AUGUUGAAAAUAGCUAUUUUUCUAUUACUAAUAGCUUCGAGUGCUGCUGAAAGAGAUUCUACGCCCGUUUUUAUGUUGGAUUAUGAAAUGAUUCUAUCACAUGUACAUACUGACACUAAUCCAUUCACAGAAAUGAAAUCGAGUGAUUUCUCAAAAAUUAUCGAAGAGGCUGUAAAAAGGAGUAAAGUGGUUAUUCUAUUCAUUGAAGAAUUAUUUUGUUUUGAAGAUGUAAGUUUUAAAGACAGACAAGGUACACCAUUUUAUCAUUUGAGCCAAGGUUUGAGAGAGAACAAAGUAAAAUUCUUUCCUGCGGUAUCUCAACCUUUUAAAACUUUAAAACAGUACUUCAAACCAGAACAUUAUAACACAUUUUAUUUGAGCGAUUCGAGCACCAAGCUCAAGAUAUAUGACGGGAGAUAUAAAUACUUCUAUGUUUUUUUCAAAGAUACUAUUAGUGAAUCUAAAGCAAUCGCUCUAAGGAGACACGAUCUGUUAAUGCGAGAAGUAUACUUUGUUGUUAGACAAAUUGCAUCAAGUCCAGUAGUGGCUUUUUACACUGGAAAAAUGAAUCCUAUUAUUGUGGAAAAAUUGAAUUUUGUUCCAAUUGAACCACAGAAGAUACGUCGGCCGCCAGGCGUAACUAUAACCAGCUCAGGCGCACUGUUUAAGUUUAGUGGCGUGUACGCAACGGUGGGUACAAGACGAUCCAUGUUCAGUCAGAUACCACUCAUAGCGGAGGAAACGUGGAAGAAACAUCAGCUCAACACUCGGAUGGCGUAUUCGGACUUCGAGCUGGAGUUUGAGUUUAUUUUCAAAGAGGACGGAUGGAUAGUUGAGAACGUGAUGCUGCUCGAGUGGGGUGAAGAGGUCGGUCGCACGGAGAUGAAGGUCGGGGCUCCAUGGAAGUGGUCCUACGUCUGCAGCGAACCCCUUGUCCUGGUCAACUUGCGGGACGGUAGUGCCGUCACUAUAUCACAAUAUCAAAUUCAACCAUUCCAAGACCAGCCCGGGCCAUGGAGAACUGACAGUGGAACUAAUAGUAGUGGAAACGACACUCGCAAUUUUGGUCCAGCCAUUAACUGUGGGCCGUACUUUAAUUCGCAAAUCCUAGCAGGCCUCAUGGUCACCAUGUUUUGCUUGGGUAUACUGACGUAUGGCGUCGUCUCAAUGUAUAAUUGCAAAUCUAAUGAUAGAUAUGAUGACCAAAAUGGCAAACCGUUGGUCAUUGCGUUCGAAGGAGGCCUA
Brenthis ino (lesser marbled fritillary) is the source of this 1245-nucleotide messenger RNA. Lineage: Eukaryota; Metazoa; Arthropoda; Insecta; Lepidoptera; Nymphalidae. The record is from the annotation of a GenBank genome assembly.